Messenger RNA from Anopheles funestus (African malaria mosquito), 3998 nucleotides. It is a transcript of the gene SIDL, whose product is annotated as trafficking protein particle complex subunit 10. Gene Ontology annotation, biological process: early endosome to Golgi transport; intra-Golgi vesicle-mediated transport. Gene Ontology annotation, cellular component: TRAPPII protein complex. The transcript is spliced from 3 exons. Bases 322 to 3774 code for a protein of 1150 amino acids. NCBI's taxonomy places the organism in Eukaryota, Metazoa, Arthropoda, Insecta, Diptera, Culicidae. The record is from RefSeq and is a predicted model, not a curated record. Gene Ontology annotation, molecular function: protein binding.
CUUGAAUAGCGUACGGUUUGUUAGGUAAUUAUAUAAAAUAAUUAGUAUUGUAUUUGUAACAUUACGCUCUAUUCAUCGAAUAUUUGUGUCAGUGAAAUUUGGUUGCACAGUGGGUUGAUGAUCCACUCUACUGUCACUGUGCUGCAAUGCAAUCGUUUAUUUACAUUCCUGCUGGACGGAAAGUACAUUCUUCGUGGUCAGUACGUUUGGUGCCCAUUUCAAAAUGUUUGUGAAGAUUAGGUGCUGAAAGUAUUGAGUCUAAAAAGCGGCCGACAAUAUAUCUCUCUAGCAAAGCUUUCAAAGAACAUUUUGCGAUACAACAUGAACUGCAAACCCAUUUUGACGUAUUCCGGGGAUGUUCGGGUUUUUAAAACACUCGAACCGCAUAUUGUGGCCGCUUUGCCAUCGGAUACAGCGGAAUGGAAACGUUCGUAUGGGCGUCCGGUGAAGAAUGUUCGGGUCGAAGCCACCUUUAAGCCGUUCGAUCAGAACGUACUCGAAAAGUACAAGGAUGGCAAAUGGAACAUUGUAGACCAUCCUGUGCUGCACAUAUACGUGACGGAGUGUAGCGACAUUGAAGCAUACCGGGCAUCGGUAAAGGAGGAGAUCGACCAAUGGCUCAAGGUGCUGAAUAACUAUAACGUAACCGAUUGGAUGAUUCUGCUGGUCGAAACGUUGGAUAUGAAAAAAUCCAAAAACAUCCUACCACGAACGACGGUGCUGGACAAGAUACGGCUCGACUUUGCCUCCAAGAAUGGUGACCGCUGUUUGUCCAUCCUGAAUCCUGCCAAGUUUGAGAUGAAAGCCACAGAAUCAUUUCGUUGCCUGCUGCAGCGCAUUCGGCAUCUCAUGCUGACGGGUUACAACAGAACCAUCGUCAAGUACGAAGAACUUAUUCGUACGAACAGGGAAAAUCGCAUACAGGAAAACUGGAGCUUCAUCGACUAUUUUGUACUGCAGGAACAGCUGGCCUUUGUGCUGGAAAUGCUCGGCCAGUACCCGGAAGCAUUGGUGCAGUACGACGAGCUGGAUGCAAUGUUUUCGCAGUUUAUUCUGAAUUCAGUUUUUGGAGAGAAACAAAAAUGGCUUCAUAUAUUCGAUCAGCCGCUGUACGCGUUUCACGGUAUAUCGCUCAGUCCAUCGAAAAUGAUGGAAACGCGUGAAAAGAUCAUCUCUUGCAAUGUAACGCUGUUGGAAUUUCGUAGCUACCUAUUCGAGCGACAGUGCAUGCUGCUAGAUGCCGCCGGUAAACCGUGGGAAAUUGCGGAACGAUUGCUUCCUUUUCUAUUUUCCACGCUGCGUGAAAUUGAAGCCUUAAAGCUCGAUACCCCACAGGGUGCACUGGCGUGCUGGGAAUUCAUUUGCGCACUGGAGGUGUUAAAUCUAUGCGAUAAAGUACAGGAAUCGAAAGACAUUUACAAAUGUUCACAGUUUUCCGCCCCGAUCUGGAACCUGGCUAAGGAGAAACUGUACAUGCUGGGCAAACAGUGUGGAUUGCUGCCUGGAUUUAUUCCCACCUCAGAACAGCUGCACACCGUAGUGCAUCUGUCAGCGGGAAUGGGAGAUAGUGUGCCGGAGCAGGGAAGCAGCGGUGGGUUACGAAAUCUCGAACCGGAAAUAAGUGAACGAACCAGCACAAAAUCCUCCCAUUCACCUGCCAGAAAACCGAAAAAAUCUGCCACCGAUACGCUGAAAGAAGCGCUCGGUUCCAAUCAGGCAUUUACAAAGCUUUAUCUCGAGCUGAGUGAAUUGGCGAUCAGCACGUACAAGCACGUGUCACGUUUGCGAUCAGCUAGGUUGGUCGGGUUGGAUCUCGGAAAUUUCUACAUCACGCUCAACGAACCUCAAAAGGCAGUAAACUUCUUUACGGAUGUGUUGCGCGAACUGAAGUCAGAAAAUUGGCACUAUCUUGCAAGCCAAACGCUUCUGGACCUGGCCUCAUGCUACCGAAAGAUGGAAGAUAAUGUGAACUACACGAAAACAUGUAGCACAAUUGCAUGCUGUCAGGAUUUGGAGCUACUAGUAAGAACGUUCUACUUUGACGAAUUUAUGACAUCCCUUAAAACGUUACAAUCCGUGCGCAAUAUGGAUAUAAAUGCGCUCAGCGUUAUUAGCACACUGGAGGAUCACUUUCAUGUGCUGAACGUGCAGCUCGAUAGUACAUCGAUCGUUCAGGAUGAUUUCAUACUAGUUACUCUCGAUUUGGAAUGUAACUUUCCACGUGAACUAAUAGCCGAGCAGGUGUUGCUAUCGUUCGAGAUGAACGCCAAGCAAUCGCUUGAACCGUCAGCAAUACCGGCCACAAGCGCUAUAAGAGAAGUUGGACCAAAAUUGCCCAUAAAACUCCAUCUCGAUCACAAGCAAGAUAAUACGCUAGCGGGCUCGUCGGUGGCUUGUGAUAAUCGUGCAAAGCAACCGGUACGCCGAAGCAGUAGCACUAGGCGCAAAAUAUCGCCAACACAGCGGUCCGACUUUACCAACUGUGUUUGCAGCGAAUCGCGAAUUGUUCUCCAACCGGGACGUAAUACGCUGACGCUUAAAACGAAAGCUACACGUGUUGGAACGUGGAGCUUCCGGCAACUAUCGAUACAGGUAGACACGGUGGAGUUUCUGUCCGAGGCACUCCCGGGGACGAUAAACAAUUUCGAAACUAUCACGAAGGCGUCCGUGGCUACAAUGAACUUUGUAAACCUUGUUGCGGGUGUGGAUCAACCGGUAGAAUUAGUAAUUUCCGCUGGAAGUUUCCGUUUUCCGAAGGAUGCAACGGCUACCAUACGCUGUUCGAAGAAUCUGAAAAUGAGACUUACGGAAACGGUCGGGGGUGAACCACGACAACCGUUCGAAAAGGAAUUGAUUGUACAGUUGGCAGAGUUUGCUCCGUUCGAAAAGCGUACCAUCCCGCUAGAAGCGAUCUGUGAUCUUCCCGGCAAGCGGGAAGAACGAGCGAUCGAGCAAAAGGUUUCUCUGCAGGUUCCCUGGAGUCGAAACGAAAUUACAAUUCCGCUUCACUUUAUGCCGGCACUCAUAGCAUCCUGCCGGUUGCAUUCGUCCGGUGCUCGCAAAUUUCUGCAGGUCGUCCUGAAAGGCGUUAGCGACUAUCGGCUCGUACUGCGCGACGCAUGCAUGACUUGUUCGGCCGAAGGAGUAACCAUAAUUGAUAUUAAUCCACCCGAGCAGCAGGAAGCGGUAAUGAGCAAGGCUCUGUCGAUUUCGUAUCUGUACGAGUUUCAGGUAGAGGCGCUGAAGGCGGAAACCGAGCUACCGAUUGUAAACGUUGACUUUCGGAUGCGAUUUGCCGAUGCUACUCUGCCGGAGGAAAGCCGCAACUAUCUUCCGUACAGUGUUACGUUCGACGUGAUGGACUACACUACGCUGUUUACUAUCUGCGCGAAGGUAGAACCACAAGAGCUCUGCCGUGUGAACUCCGUGUGUCACCUUAAUCUGCGCAUCUCGAAAGUACAUGACAAUCCGUAUGCAGAUCUGAUGUAUGAAGUCCUAACCGAUCAGAACAUGUGGGCAGUCGUCGGCCGGACCGCAGGAGUCAUAUCCAUGGAAGAAGUUGAAAGUCACAGCAUUACGUUGGAUGUGCUCCCGCUAACGGCCGGUUUUCUACCACUGCCUAAUAUUCGCCUGUCGAAGUACAUUUCGGCGAACAAAUCCAAAAACGAUACCCACUCUCGUUUGCAACCAUUUCCACCUGGACAGAUCUAUAACUCGACCAAAAGCAUGCAAAUCCAUGUCCUCGCCAGCACCAAUAAUGACCAGCCCCAGUAGCGAAGCGCGAUAGGCCGAGUCCGAGCGGUAUAAAAGAUACCCCGUUGAGAGUGAUGCAAACGCUUCUACAUGACUCAUUCCAUAUAUCCUCAUUUAUUCAAUAUUUGGCUAUUUAUUAUGUUACACUGUGUAGCAACUUUCAUCGAUCCGAAGUGAGCUAUACAUGAUGAGAAGUUAUCACAUUAUUUGAAUAAAGGAUUCAAGCGUUAUUUAUCAAACCAGAA